Messenger RNA from Pectinophora gossypiella (pink bollworm), 564 nucleotides. RefSeq lists its product as uncharacterized. The record is from RefSeq and is a predicted model, not a curated record. The transcript is spliced from 2 exons. The coding region runs from base 1 to 564 and encodes 187 amino acids. Lineage: Eukaryota; Metazoa; Arthropoda; Insecta; Lepidoptera; Gelechiidae.
AUGAUUCUGACUCCUGAUGGUUAUGAGGUGGAUUAUCAGAUGGACGAUGUUCCACCAGGCGUGUUCAGGUCGAGACCACGAGACAAUUCUCGAACAGAGGAGCAGACCCUCUGCUCUGUGAUACAAAACAUUCUACCAAAAUCUGCCAACGAUGGAAAGUUCGUUCUCAUAGGACCAGACGACCAAGCGUCCGCCACCGACAACCACAUUCCCAUAUCUAUACCCCCACCAAAAGGAUUCUACCCAAAACUAGACCCCAGGCUUAAAAUCCCGAAACUAAAAGUACCCAAAAUAAAAGUGCCGAAAUUCAAAGUGCCAACUCUGAAAUCUGUCGGCUCAGCGUCGGCACCACGUUUAGGUGCUCCGAUGAACUUUCCGUCUCUUUAUAAAGCAAGAGUUAGAGACGAAGAAGAGAGUAGUGCAGAGCGAAUGGAGAAAUUCAAGAAAGGAGUUCAAAAAAUGCUGCACGUUGUAAAAGUUCUCGGCCAAAUUGACCAGUAUUUAUCCGAAAGGACUAGAAUAAUUGUUGAUAUACUUUCAAAAACUAUUACAGAAAGAGAUUAA